Apus apus (common swift) is the source of this 1075-nucleotide messenger RNA. It is a transcript of the gene CFAP300, whose product is annotated as cilia and flagella associated protein 300. The transcript is spliced from 7 exons. The record is from RefSeq and is a predicted model, not a curated record. The coding region runs from base 7 to 816 and encodes 269 amino acids. Lineage: Eukaryota; Metazoa; Chordata; Aves; Apodiformes; Apodidae.
UGGAAGAUGGCGGCCGGGGAUCGGGGCGGCGGGGCGGGCUUCGCCUUCCGCUGCCUGCCCCAGAAGGUGUUCCCCUGCCUGGAGGACAGGGACAUUCGGGGGCGACUCUUCAAAUGGUCCAUGCAAGGCAGGAUCACAGCACAAGCAUUCAGUUUUGACCAGCAGUUUAAGCCCUAUCAAAAGGAUGAAUUUGUUAUGGCAUUUUUUAAUGAUCAAAAUGUGAACUCCAGUUUAAAGUUGCUCUCAUCUUCAGGACAAUGGACUACAUUGGGUUCCAGAGUGACAAGAAUUGAGGCUGCAGUGGUGCCCUGUACACAGAUUUCCAUGUCAUUUUUUGAUCGGCUGUACUCUGAAGGAGUUGUUAGAGAAACUGGAAUUAUUGUGAAAUGUUAUGAUGACUACUACGAUGAUAUUCUCAUCUCUGAUGAAUUAAGGAAGGUCUUGCUUUUGGAAGAUUCAGAACAUUAUGACUUAUUCAGCCAAUUGGAUCGUGAGGAAUUUUUGUUCUGUCUUUUUAAGCAUCUUUGCAUUGGAGGAGCUCUUUGCCAGUUUGAAGAUGUAGUUGGCCCAUACUUAGAAACUACAAAAGCUUUAUAUAAAGACUUGGUGAGUGUUCAAAAGGAUCCUGAAACAAAAGAAAUAAGUAUUAUUUCUACAGUCUUCAGAGUGUCUGCAUAUGAUGAUAACGGCCUAUGUUACCCUUCAAGCAAAAGCCACCCUCAGACUUUCGCCUACCUGAUUGUGGAUCCCUGCAAACGGCACGUGCAUACUCUGUAUCACUCUUUUGGUGGAAGUUUAUUUAGUAGUGACGUAUAAACCUGGCUGCUCUCCAGCUUUAUAAUGGAGGUGGCCUUCUCUGCAAGAAUUCCGGUAGAAAUAGCCUAGUUUCGUUGCGGGAUGUGCUCCUUGGUCACACGCCGUGAAUGGCUACACGUCCACGUAGAUGUUAUGUGGUUAGUGACAGAAGUUCUCUGCAAUUUUCUGUGUUUAAAAGGCGUAGUUCUUGAAGCCGUUUGCCUGACAGUUUUGUCCCCCCCUUCGCUCGCCCUUUUAUCUAAUAAAAGCUAUUUCUCUA